UUAUGUAGAGCUUCACCAUCUCCCGCCCCCCAAAACUCAAUCAUCCCCCAAAUCAUGGCUUCUUCCUUUUUGCUGUCCAACCGGUCUCCUUUUGCUGUCUUCUUCUUCUUCUCGCUCUUCUUGGUUGGCACCACUUCAUUUCAUGGUGUAGUUGCUUCUGCUUCCUCCACUUCUCUCUUCGCCAUCGAUGCGACCGAGAAUAAGGAUGAAGCAGAGGCUCUCUUGCAUUGGAAAUCAACUCUUGCCAACCGUAGCCAAUCGCUCCUCUCUUCAUGGCACGGCCACAAUCCUUGCCGCUUUACCGGUGUCGCUUGCAACGACCACGGAGCCAUCAGUCAUCUAAGUCUUUCCAGUCUCGGUUUGGGAGGAACUCUAGACGGCCUCGACUUCUCGCGCUUAACCAAUGUGGUCAGCUUUGACCUUUCCAACAACUCGAUCCAUGGCUCCAUUCCCUCGAGUAUCGGUAACCUUUCCAAACUCAACUUUCUUGAUCUUUGCUUCAAUAAACUGUCUGGGAACAUUCCUCCAAGUAUAGGCACACAGGAGACUCUUCAUUCUUUGUACCUAUGUGCAAAUCAGCUUUCUGGACCCAUUCCUCCUUCUCUUGGAAACUUAUGCAAUUUAACUGAAUUAGGCCUUUCACGCAAUAAAUUGUCCGGUCCCAUUCCGAGAGAAAUUAGUGAUUUGAGCAAUUUGAAAUCUCUUUUCUUAUGGGAAAAUGAACUUUCGGGAUCCAUACCUUCAGAAUUCGGGAGGCUCAAUUCUCUUAUCAGACUUGACCUAUCAGAAAACAAUAUCACCGGCCCCAUACCGUCAGAAAUUGGGAACCUGACCAAUCUAACUCUACUGAACCUUGCCAACAAUAAAUUCUUUGGUUCCUUGCCUUAUGAAUUCAAUAAGAUAACACGGUUGACUACUUUGCAUCUAUAUAAUAAUGAACUAGAGGGGGAAUUGCCAAAAGACGUAUGCCUUGGGGGAUCAUUGCAAUAUUUCACAGCCAAUAAUAAUCAGUUCACAGGACCCAUCCCAACAAGCUUAGAGAACUGUAGCACAUUAAUCAGAUUGAGGCUAGAUGGAAAUCAACUUACUGGAAACAUAACAGAAGCUUUCGGAAUAUAUCCACAUUCAGAUUUUAUUGACUUGAGCAGUAAUCGUUUGAACGGUGAACUUUCAUGGAAAUGGAAGCAUUGCCGUAAUUUGACGAGCUUAAGGAUAUCAAACAAUGACAUCUCUGGUGAGAUACCCUCGAUAUUUGGAAGGAUGGCUCAAUUACAGCUACUGAACCUUUCUUCAAAUAACUUAAGUGGAGAGAUUCCAAGGGAAUUGGGACGCCUGUCGAUGCUAUUUGAACUCGAUUUGAGCAACAACUCGAUCAUGGGAAAUGUCCCCACUGAGAUUGGACUUUUAUCCCAUUUGGCACACUUGAACUUGGCAUCAAACAAUUUGAGGGGAUCGAUACCGGGGCAGUUAGGUUCAUGCAAAAGCUUGUUGAGCUUGAACUUGAGCAUAAACAAAUUUCGGAGAAGCAUUCCUCUUGAGAUAGGCAACACACAAGUCCUCGAGGUUCUUGAUCUAAGUUGUAAUAUUUUGUCAGAAAAUAUACCAGGAGAGCUUGCAAAACUGAGAAACUUGCAAGUUCUAAAUAUCUCCCACAAUAGCCUAUCUGGUUCCAUCCCACAGUCUUUUGGUGAUAUGUCGGCCUUGACUUCUAUUGAUAUAUCCUACAAUGACCUAGAAGGUCCUCUCCCAAAUGUCAAGGCUUUCAAUGAGGCUCCAUUUGAGGCAAUUCAACAUAACAAAGGGCUCUGUGGGAACGUUGUGGGUUUAUCGAAAUGCAAUUCCACCGGAAGCAAGAAGCCCAAUCGGCAUGUUGGAGCAAAAAUCACAAUUAUCCUUAUUCUCUCAUUCUUGGGGUUUCUCCUUCUCUCUUGCACCUUUAUCGUUCUAAUAAUCGUCUAUAAUCGUCGAAGAAGGAUUAUCAAGAGAGAGGACAAUGAAGGGGCAACGGAUUUGGACUUCAGGCGUAUUUUGGGUUAUGAUGGCAAAGUUUUCUAUGAUCGAAUCGUUGAGGCCACGGAAGGAUUUGACUCCAAGUACUAUGUGGGUGAAGGAGCAUAUGGCAUUGUUUAUAAAGCAGAGAUAUCAGAAGGUCAAACGUUUGCUGUCAAGCAAACCCGGUCAUCCCGUGAAGGUACUGAGAUCGCUGAUUUGGUACCAUUUGAAAGGGAAAUUCAAGCCUUGUCAAAUAUACGCCAUCGCAACAUCGUGAAAUUUUAUGGCUUCUGCUCUCAUGCCCAACGUUGUUUUUUGGUGUAUGAGUACUUGGAAAGAGGAAGCUUGAGAACAACUUUGAACGAUGAUCAAAGAUCAAUAGAAUUUGGAUGGGACAAGAGGAUAAAUGUGGUCCGAGGAGUUGCAGAUGCAUUGUCCUAUAUGCAUCGCGAAUGUUGUCCUCCGUUGAUUCAUCGAGACUUGACCAGUAACAACAUUCUAUUGGAUCGUGAUUAUGAGGCUCAUGUUUCCGAUUUUGGCACUGCAAGACUAUUGAGACCGGAUUCAUCAAACUGGACAACCAUUGCUGGUACCAUCGGCUAUAUUGCUCCAGAGCUGGCUUACUCUUCAGUUCCUACCGAAAAGUGUGAUGUGUAUAGCUUUGGAGUCAUCGCAUUGGAGACAAUCAUGGGAAAGCAUCCAGGAGAUUAUGUCUCUCGAGAAUGUUCAUCAUCCGCCCAAACUAAGUUGAUGAUGUUGAAGGAUGUGUUGGAUCAACGUCUCUCACCUUCUAGACUUGGCCUUCGAGAUGCGCAGGACGUGGUCUUGAUUGCCAAGCUAGCGUUCGAGUGCUUGCAAGCCAAUCCGAGGCUUCGACCUACCAUGGGACAAGUCUCACGUGAACUUCGCAUUCAAGUACCUCUGGAUAUGCCACUCUCUGCAGUCAGCUUAGAGCAACUUAGCGAUCCCAAUUUAAAAAAAUUUGGAGCAUUUCAGGUGAUGUUAAGAUUUGAAGUUUUCAUGUGUUAUUGUGUCUAAUUUUCACUUAUGAUGACGAUCCCCUUUUGAAUAUUUUUGAGUUCUCACCAAUCCCCACUUGUGAUUUUUGAUUUUUAUUGCAG
Messenger RNA from Rhodamnia argentea, 3113 nucleotides. Its product is annotated as MDIS1-interacting receptor like kinase 2-like. The transcript has 2 exons. Gene Ontology annotation, biological process: protein phosphorylation. The record is from RefSeq and is a predicted model, not a curated record. The coding region runs from base 55 to 3030 and encodes 991 amino acids. NCBI's taxonomy places the organism in Eukaryota, Viridiplantae, Streptophyta, Magnoliopsida, Myrtales, Myrtaceae. Gene Ontology annotation, molecular function: ATP binding; protein binding; protein kinase activity.